This is a messenger RNA of Diuraphis noxia (Russian wheat aphid), 700 nucleotides long. RefSeq lists its product as uncharacterized. Lineage: Eukaryota; Metazoa; Arthropoda; Insecta; Hemiptera; Aphididae. The record is from RefSeq and is a predicted model, not a curated record.
UAGAUUUUUUAAUUUUGCUUCAACUGUUUGUUCAGCUUGCAUUUUAUUCGUCUUCUCGAUUGUCUUAAAUUUACAAGAGGCAACUCCAUUAUGACUUCGGUAGUAGCAUUGAUUAUGUCUAUUUCCGCUAUUCUCACCAUUACCAGUGGUUCAGUGAUUCAAGAAUUUCCCGGGAGUAACAUUGUCAAAGAUAUGUGUCCACAAGUUGGGUUUACCGCCGCAGAGUAUCAAGUGUCUGUUAUCACUGCUAUGACUUUGGAUUCGCCACAGAUUGGUGGUUGUGGGUUAAUCGACUUCAAAUCUACAGGCGUUUUGAAAAAAUCAUUUAGCGUGUGGCUUGGAAGUUUGAAUAAUGGCAUGCAACGUUGCCGUGAGAAAGAUAUGGAACAAUUCAACUUUUCCUGUCAGUCAGAAACAUCCUUGCCGGAGUCAGAAGAAUUCAUGAAGGGAGUUAUGUUUGGACAGGUAUUCGGCCGAGUCAACAACAAUGAGGACAAAUCAAGUAUCAGAUGUGCUAUUCACGAUAUGGUCAAAAGCAACGCUACAACGUUCCGUAUGGCAGUUAGCGGGGACAAUUCAUGCCAUGGUUUGGCAGAUUUACUGCAGUCAAACCUACAGACGACAUUUCCCGAUGGGGCCAUGGUACUGCAAUUGCGCAGAUCGAGAUUGUUAUCUAACCAAAUAAGAGUCUAAUCAUUUU